This is a messenger RNA of Sinocyclocheilus grahami, 432 nucleotides long. Its product is annotated as ubiquitin-like protein FUBI. The transcript is spliced from 4 exons. Gene Ontology annotation, biological process: translation. Lineage: Eukaryota; Metazoa; Chordata; Actinopteri; Cypriniformes; Cyprinidae. The record is from RefSeq and is a predicted model, not a curated record. The coding region runs from base 30 to 431 and encodes 133 amino acids. Gene Ontology annotation, molecular function: structural constituent of ribosome; protein binding. Gene Ontology annotation, cellular component: cytosolic small ribosomal subunit; ribosome.
AUCUGGUGUUGGUUUGUGUUCAGCUCAUCAUGCAGCUGUUCCUGCGCGCUCAGACUCUGCACACGCUCCAUGUGUCCGCUCACGAGAGCGUCCGCGAGCUGAAGGCUCGUGUUCAGGCUCUGGAGGGUCUGUCUGUGGAGGAGCAGGUGCUUCUGCUGGCUGGAGCUCCUCUGGAGGACGAUGCUGAGCUGCUGAGCUGUGGCGUCACUGAGCACUGCACUCUCGAGCUGACCGCCAGACUUCUGGGAGGUAAAGUCCACGGAUCUCUGGCUCGCGCCGGGAAAGUGAGAGGACAGACACCCAAAGUGGACAAACAGGAGAAGAAGAAGAAGAAGACGGGCCGCGCCAAGCGUCGCAUCCAGUACAACCGGCGCUUCGUGAACGUGGUUCCCACCUUCGGCAAGAAGAAGGGCCCCAACGCCAACUCCUAAA